CGCUUUCACUUCUCGCUCAAGGCAAGGGACAAUAAGUGAUGUUCAUGACGUUUGCGGUUGCUCGAAUCCUAAUCGGCAAGUUUGAGCACACUGGCAGUGUCUACACGGUUAAAGUUAAGAGCCAGGAGACGAAGAAUGCUCGUAAAACAACACACAAUGUCAGGAGAUGGCACUACUGUAGAAGAAAAGCCAGACUUGACAGCGGAAGGACAAAAUGACGUUGAGAGGUGGAAAUGGAACCGGAAGAAGGUGUUUCACUGGGUGUUCCUUGUAUCGGCCGUUCUCUACGCCAUGUGGCGGUUUUCGGUCAACGAAGACAAUGCCUUUCUACAACAAGAAAUGCGACAUGCCUUCAAAAGCAGUCCGUACGGCCUUCAGCGCAAAAUGGAUGAUACGCAUGGGGAAUGGAAGUCGACGAGGCAUUUCGUCACGAAGAAUUGGAUAUGGUUCCUGCUGCACCCUUUGCUGGGCCGGACCACUGCCCGUAUCACACCAUCGGCAAUGCCCGUGUUCUACGCGUUGUACGCAUCACUGUUUGUGGCCGUCCAACUGGGUUGGGAAGUGGCACUCGCUUUCUUGGCACAGCAUGCCGCAUUCCUCGCAGUGGCCUCACUGCGGGUGCCCGCGUUCUGCUACGUCUUUGCAUCCAUCAUGCUCUUGCAGAAGAAAGUCUUUGACACAAGCUUCUUUCACUAUGUGUACGACAAGUACGGAGCUGAGACAAACAUGGUAACCUACGUCGCAUUCCAUUGGAAUAUAUUGCGCGGCCUCAGCUUCAGCUUGGACUUGAUACGCACCCAGCGAGAAAAGCCCGAGUACCAUCGCAGCCGGUGGCCUCCGUAUUGGAAGACGCUAGCCUACGUGAUGUACUUGCCUACUGUGUAUCUUGGACCAUUGCAGAAUUACUACGACUAUGCGGCACAGCUGGAUAAAGUAAGGUCGCAGUGCACUCUGCGGGAAAUGGGCGCCGCCAUAUCAGGUGUGCUCCGAAGCUGUGCUCACUUUCUUCUGGCUGAAGUCAUGGCCCACUACCUGUACAGUUCCGCGAUGUCCCAGUGGCCCUGGAUGAUCGGAAGCUCGACCCGGCAAGCCUUGUGGGCUUCGGCCUAUCACUGUUGUUCUUCUUCUACGUGCGCUACGUGUUCAACUACGGAGUCGCCGGUGCUCUGGCCCGAGCUGAAGGAAUCGAGCUCCCGCUGCACGCCAAGUGCAUAGCGAGGUUGAACCUCUGCUCUCAAUUUUGGAGGUACUUUGAUAGAGGAAUGCACCUAUACAUCAGAAGGUACUUCUAUGAACCGGUGGCAGGUGGCCGUAAAGGGGCAACGUGGUUGGUUCUGGGCACAGCAGCGUCAUUUGCCUUCACCUGGUUCUGGCACGACAUGGCCAAGUCAGACGGGAUAUGGUGCGCACUCAGCGUACUAGGCAUCACCGUCGAAGUGCUCGUGGCCCAGGCAAGGAAGUCGUCGUUCGUCAAGAAUCUUGAGAGUCGGUACCUGGCAGUGCCUGAGAGAUUGAGAGAGGUUAAGGCGUUGAUUGGAUCCCCGCACUACCUUCUCACUAUCUGCGCCUGCAUGUUUCACCUGGCUGAAAUGAACGUCGUACUGGUGCUUUGCAAAGGAGUCCUUCUUGGAUUUCCCUGCCCACUGGUUCCCGUUCUGGUUGUCUUGUACAGUGCCUGCCAUGUCUCAUUUGAUGUCGCAGAGUGGGAAGCAACUGGAAAGCGAAAGGAAACCUAGUAAAGGCCGUGUUAGUUGUUCAGGAACCACAGCGUGCUCCUAUGAACGCAGGGACGAUGGAAGUUUACGUCUUCUUAACUGUUGCUCGUGGAAUAUUUCGGUUCUGUUCAGUUAUAACUAGAUAGCGGUGGAAAUAUUUACGCACAUAACGUUUCGGCAACUUGAUAUUUCUGGGUUAUGUAGUAGGAAAAAAACAAAGAGAAAGAAGGAGACAAUUUGGUUCAACGUGUGCACACACGGCCAGAAAGGUGUCGUUGUGAGCGUUUUAUUGUAAGCUGUUUCCGGCCAACUUUUGAUUGCUAUUAUAACUUAUUCAUGUUUCUUUCUUUCCUAUUUUUGUGGAUAUAAUAUUCUGCAAAGCAUUCAUUUGUAGCUGCUCCUUUACUUUUUUAUAAAUAAAAGUUAGAUAUUUACAACGUUGCAUAUCUA
Messenger RNA from Rhipicephalus microplus (southern cattle tick), 2165 nucleotides. RefSeq names its product protein-cysteine N-palmitoyltransferase Rasp. Gene Ontology annotation, biological process: protein palmitoylation. The record is from RefSeq and is a predicted model, not a curated record. Gene Ontology annotation, molecular function: palmitoyltransferase activity. Lineage: Eukaryota; Metazoa; Arthropoda; Arachnida; Ixodida; Ixodidae. Gene Ontology annotation, cellular component: endoplasmic reticulum.